AUGAUUACGGCAUAUGCUGAAAAUGGAUUUACAUACGAGGCGCGUGAAAUAUUUGAACAGAUGCCGCAGAGAAAUCUGGUGUCGUGGAAUGCAAUGCUUGCUGCAUAUGCCCAAACGGGGUAUCUUGAAGAAUCAAAGGGUAUCUUUGAUGCAAUGCCAGAGAGGGAUUUGAUUUCAUGGACGUCGAUGCUUGUCGCCUUUACAGAAUCCGAAUGCAUGCAAAAGGCGAAAUACUGCUUUGACCAGAUGCCAGAAUGGGACCUUGUAGCUUUGACUGCGAUGCUUGCGGGAUAUUCUCGAUCCGGGCAUCUUGACAAGGCAAAGAUUUUGUUUGACGACAUGAAGCAUAACAAAGAGACAAAUCUAGUUUCCUGGAUUUGUGUGCUCAGUGGUCUAACUGAGAAUGGGAAACUAACAGAUGCUAAAACCAUAUUUGACUCUAUGCCAGAACAUGAUCUCGUUUCCUCGACAGCAAUGUUGGCAGCAUAUGCUGAAAAAGAGCAUAUUGUAGAAGCAGAAGGAAUAUUUCAAACUAUGCCAGAGGUGGAUCUGGUGUCUAGGAAUGCUAUUUUAACAGCUUAUUCAGAAAAUGGUAAUUUAGAUAAAGCUAAGGAAAUUUUUGACACUAUGGAAGAGCAUAGCAUAGUAACUUGGACGUCUAUGAUCUCAGCUUAUUCCCAAAACGGGCAUCUAGAGUUAGCAAAAUACGUGUUUGAUUCCAUGCAAGAGCACAACCUCGUCUCUUUCAAUGCGAUGCUCACAGGAUAUUCCCAGCAUGGUUACCUUAAAGAAGCAUGGAAAAUAUUUCACUCAAUGAAGGAAAGAGAUAUUCUCUCCUGGACGGCCAUGCUCUCGGCAUAUGCUCAGAACGGGCAUCUUCACAUGGCAAGACAUCUCUUUGAUUCCAUGGAAGAGAGAAACAGUGUUUCAUGGGAUGCUAUGCUUGCUGGUUAUGCCCAAAAUGGAAGGCCAUUGGAGGUUCUUGACAUCUUCUACUUGAUGGAGCUUAAUAUCAAUCCAGAUGAGGCUUCCUUUGUGUGUGUUUUAUUAGCAUGCACUCACCUUGGAAGAACCCAAGCUGGAAUCUCUUACUUUGUUUCACUAACUGUGGAUUUUGGAUUGAAAGCAACGAAGCAGCACUACUGUUGCAUUGUGGAUCUCUUAUCUCGAUCCGGAAGACUAGAAGAAGCUGGAGAGCUCAUAGCAUAUAUGCCAUUUUGUCCAGAUUCAUGGGAGUGGACAUGUUUGCUUGGUGCCUGCAAGAAUCAUAACAAUGUGGAGCUUGGAGCUCGAGUAACAAACAACUUGUUUAGCUUGAGUGAUCAAAAUGCUGUGACUUACCUGCUACUUGCAAGCAUUUGGAGCCUCACUAGCUUGAGUGGCUUUAAUAACUAA
Selaginella moellendorffii is the source of this 1395-nucleotide messenger RNA. RefSeq names its product pentatricopeptide repeat-containing protein At4g02750-like. The record is from RefSeq and is a predicted model, not a curated record. Bases 1 to 1395 code for a protein of 464 amino acids. Gene Ontology annotation, biological process: RNA modification. Lineage: Eukaryota; Viridiplantae; Streptophyta; Lycopodiopsida; Selaginellales; Selaginellaceae. Gene Ontology annotation, molecular function: RNA binding; protein binding. The transcript has a single exon.